Colletotrichum destructivum is the source of this 252-nucleotide messenger RNA. RefSeq lists its product as uncharacterized. Bases 1 to 252 code for a protein of 83 amino acids. The record is from RefSeq and is a predicted model, not a curated record. The transcript is spliced from 2 exons. NCBI's taxonomy places the organism in Eukaryota, Fungi, Ascomycota, Sordariomycetes, Glomerellales, Glomerellaceae.
AUGUGUGACGUGCCCCAGUCGGUGCGGCUCACUGCCGGACGUGACCCUAUUGUCUCCAACCCCUGGAACAAGCAUGUCUAUCUGCCGUCAAACGAGCUUCCGAAAGGAUCGCAAUCGGCCGUUCGACCGGGCCACAACCCCACAAAGGAGGUUUCCCGUCGGUUGAAUUCCACGGGACGGCGAGAUUGGAGUGGUUCAAGGUGGGCUCACCGUCGUCCAGUCGAUCCAUGGCAGUUGUCAACCGAAGAGUGA